AGACCUUCGACCUUCAAUUCCCACUUACACGACCGACAACGAACCAAUUGUCCUCCGCCGCAAACCCCCAACACCUUCAGAAUGCAGGUCCGGCACAGAAACACAGUAGAGCGCCUCGACAGGCCGAGCGCAUAUUACCACAACCGGAACAAGCGCAGGAGAAACGAUCACCGCGACGCAGCCCGCGAAGCCCGCGACGCCGAAGACGAGGCCGCCACCAAGAACGAGCCCCUCCCCGAGGACCCCCUCGCCAACGCGACGACGCUGUACGUCGGCAACCUCUCCUUCUACACCACCGAGGAGCAGGUCUACGAGCUCUUUUCAAAGUGCGGCGAGAUCAAGCGCCUCGUCAUGGGCCUCGACCGCUUCAACAAGACACCCUGCGGCUUCUGCUUCGUCGAGUACUACACCCACCAGGACGCCCUGGACUGCAUGAAGUACAUCGGCGGCACCAAGCUCGACGAGCGCGUCAUCCGCACCGAUCUCGACCCCGGUUUCGAAGAGGGGAGACAGUACGGUCGCGGUAAGAGUGGUGGACAGGUGCGUGACGAGUACCGCGAGGACUUUGACGAGGGACGUGGUGGGCUUGGUAGAGCGAUUCAGAUGCAGAGGGACCGAGAUGAUCGAAUGGGCGAAUAUGAGGAGUCGCGAUGAGUGGUGGGUGUGCUUGUACGGAUAUAUUUGGGACUGGGGAACACGUCUUUGUCCGACAAAGGACGGCAUCAAAAGCAAAUGAAACGUGGGAGACGCAAAAGGAGAACGAGAGACUCUACUUUGGGUGGUGGGAAACAAUCCUUUUGCAACAACUAGGCAGGCUUCUGGGAAUCGAUACCCCAAUAUGACACAAUCAUGGACAU
Messenger RNA from Colletotrichum acutatum, 857 nucleotides. RefSeq names its product RNA recognition domain-containing protein. NCBI's taxonomy places the organism in Eukaryota, Fungi, Ascomycota, Sordariomycetes, Glomerellales, Glomerellaceae. The transcript is spliced from 2 exons. Gene Ontology annotation, cellular component: nuclear cap binding complex. Gene Ontology annotation, biological process: mRNA cis splicing, via spliceosome. Gene Ontology annotation, molecular function: RNA cap binding. The record is from RefSeq and is a predicted model, not a curated record. Bases 82 to 654 code for a protein of 190 amino acids.